AUGUUGGUGAUUAUUGGAUCUGCUAUCGUCCUAGCCACCUUCGCGCUCUCUCUUUGUUUUCGCCCGUAUUCAGCCAUCCGACGCCUGCCUAGUCCGGCUGUAAGCGAGCUGGUAUGGGGUCAUGAGAAGUUGGUCUUCUCAAACCCGCCAGGGCACCUCUUCAGGCAAUGGACUCGGGAGCUUGGCCUAACCUUCAGAAUCCGAGCAGCACUUGGUCUAGUACUUAGUGACCCGCUCGGCAUCUCGUACCUGCUACAGAAGAGGAUUUUCGACUUCCAUCACAGCAGAGUUGUCCGGCCUCGGAUUGGACGCUUACUAGGAAAAGGUCUGGGCUGGGUCGAGGGUGAGGCCGAGCAUAGACGGAUGAAGCAGCUAGUCAUGCCUUCGCUCACCGUCGAAAACAUCAAAGGCAUGUCCUACGAUAUCGUGGAUGCAACAAUACCGGUCAUGAAUGACCUCACUCACUUACUGGAGGCGAGUGGUGGGAGCGCUCGGGUAAAUGUCCUUGAUUUGAUGAACAAGGUUACUCUUAAUGUUAUUGGCAGAGUGGCUUUCCUCCAUGAUUUUGAAGGCGGUAACAGCCCAGCCGCGAAGGACAUUCUUAGCGCACGUUCAAAGAGUCUGUCGGGAAUCGCCCGCUAUUCCGCGUUCUUGACUUUGAUGUUACUACGACGAUUCCCAGUUCUGAACGAUCUGCCCAUCCCCGCUCUCCAAGCGCAGGGUAUUAUGUCAACAACCAUAAAAUCGGGCAUUGCGCGGGAGAUCGUUCGGAGACAUGAGGAGGCAGCACCUCCUAUUGAGAAGAAGAGCAAAGAUCUACUCAGUAUAUUGCUCACAGCUGUUAGAGAAGGUCGAAUGUCAGAAGCGGAGCUUUACGAACAGUGGAUUUCUAGGGUUGGAGGACAAGAAACCACCAGCUUUACUCUGGCUUUCAGUGUCCUCGAGAUUUCUCGGAAUCCGCAUAUCCAAGAGCGGCUGCGUAACGAGCUCGCAAGCAUCCCAGGGGAAGUGACAUAUGAAGACUUCGAGUCUAAACUCCCAUAUUUGGAUGCCGUGAUGAGAGAAACGUUAAGGAUGUAUCCAGCCUUAGCUUACAUGGAGCGUGUAGCAACCAAGUCGGAUGCGAUCCCGGUCCAGCUGCCAAUCCGAUUAUCGGAUGGGCGUGUAGUUAACGAGGUCGAGGUCCACCCCGGACAAACUGUGAUUAUUCCUAUCAUCGCUAUCCAUCGAUCCGUGUCUGUCUGGGGAGACCCGGACGUCUUUCGUCCUGAGCGCUGGUUGGAGCAGCUUCCGGCCCAGAAGGACUUAGUGUCAGGGUGGUCGAACCUUUUGAGCUUCAGCAAUGGGCCCAGAACCUGUAUUGGCAGGAAAUUUGCCAUCUAUGAAUAUAAGCAAUCAGUGGAGACUGUACGACAGCCUUGGAGGAGAUGGAACCGGGAGCUGGAGGCGACCGUGGCACUCAGGAGUCUGAUCAAGUAG
Molecule: messenger RNA, 1479 nt
Organism: Stereum hirsutum FP-91666 SS1
Lineage: Eukaryota; Fungi; Basidiomycota; Agaricomycetes; Russulales; Stereaceae
Product: cytochrome P450
Exons: 16
Coding region: 1-1479 (492 amino acids)
Molecular function (GO): iron ion binding; oxidoreductase activity, acting on paired donors, with incorporation or reduction of molecular oxygen; monooxygenase activity
Source: RefSeq, a predicted model, not a curated record